Aspergillus affinis is the source of this 699-nucleotide messenger RNA. RefSeq lists its product as uncharacterized. Gene Ontology annotation, biological process: regulation of DNA-templated transcription. Bases 1 to 699 code for a protein of 232 amino acids. Lineage: Eukaryota; Fungi; Ascomycota; Eurotiomycetes; Eurotiales; Aspergillaceae. The transcript is spliced from 3 exons. The record is from RefSeq and is a predicted model, not a curated record. Gene Ontology annotation, molecular function: DNA-binding transcription factor activity.
AUGGAGAGUCCUUCCGAGUCGUCGGCAUCCAACGUCCGCCCUCCCGCUCGCCGGAAACGGGUGGUGACGGAAGCCCGGAGAGAGCAGAACCGCGUCGCCCAGCGGGCCUACCGUCGACGACAGAGAGAGGAGCGGCCGAAGAAGCCACGCCCGCAGACGUCCUACGUUACCCCGUCCUCCAACCCCUGUAAAAGCCACAGGACCCUCCUUCGCACGAUCCCAUUCCAUCACCAUCUUCGCGCGACCCUGCCUCCAGCUUUGCUUCCGAACAAUCCAAACCUCCUCCACCUCGUCGACGAUGCAGCACUGGAGGGAUUAAGCCUGUCGAGCCUUGCCGACCUACACCUGCAGCCAAGUGGCGACCCGUUAAACAUCGUGGGGAUCGACGCUCUCUUUCCAUUCGACUUUGACUCGGAGGGCGAGAAUAGUGUCUCUGACUGGCAGCUCCAAUCCUCUAGCCAACCACUACUGGCUGAGGGCAUCGCGGAAUCGGAUGAUGACAUAAACCACGUCGCAGAGGAUGACGGGCCGGCAUUUGCAGAUCCCUAUCUGAAUCGUACUCCUUUUGGUCCUUCUGUUCGCCCUUACCAUGAGCGAGGACCCGAAAGCCUUGCUGGAGGCCGUCUCGCAGCCUUCGAUCCCACCUCAUCUGCAGCCCACGUUGCCCCAGGUGCUGUUCCCCCUUCAUCCGAUUCUUGA